This is a messenger RNA of Moesziomyces aphidis, 9534 nucleotides long. The record is from the annotation of a GenBank genome assembly. Lineage: Eukaryota; Fungi; Basidiomycota; Ustilaginomycetes; Ustilaginales; Ustilaginaceae.
AUGGUGCUCCGUUGCUACAGUCGCAGGCAUGUUGUGCCCGCUUUUCGCGCGGCUCGACGCCAGCUCACAACCGGCUUGCCUUUGAGCGCUGCACACACCAACAUCCCUUCAGACCAAUCCAAAGCCACUUCUGCAGGCGCCCUCUCACAAUCUCGUCGUGUCGGCCGAGCAGGGCAUCAGCACGAAAGCUGGUCUUUCUUCUUUCCGGACCAUCUCUCCUGGACCAAGAGACCCUCCGCGCCUCGCGCCUCACAUCCACUCGUCAAAAAGCUCAUCUCCGAGAUCUACAGCACCGAUCGCGAGCCUUCGGCCAACCGCGCUUGGAAAGCAUACACGGAUCUCAAGGAAGCUUCCGGCGCUCACGCUGUCGGCCAAUCCUCCGAAUCCUUCACCGCACUUCUCACGCAGCUGGAGCCAGCUCACCUGCAGCAGCUUCUCCGCGCCAUCGACCCUGCCGUGGCUACGUCCAGAAAGCUCGCUCGCGCCGAGGGCAAGCACUUUCAAAGUCUGCAGCAGAAGCAGCAGGUCCUGACUUCGGGUCUCGCUCCCACCAAGAUCCUGGUCGAACCACAAACCUCGAGAAAGUCCGCCAAGACCUUUGAUGCCCAGCAUCCCGUGCGCGAGUACAUGCGCAGGGUUCACAUCAUCUUCCGCGACAUGCGUCUGCACUCCUCGGUCGUGCCUACCACCAGCUCUGCCACCGACUCUCUUCCAAGUCUCGACGACUACAACCACGUCCUCGCCCGUCUCGCCACUGGCGGUCACAUCGGUCCCAUGUCGGCUAUCUGGAACGAGCUCUCCGGUGUCACGCUCAAGUCGGGCACCAAAGGUCUUCACCCCAACCGCCACACGUACAGGGAGCUCAUGAUCGGCCUCAGCCGCCACGCCACCGAACAGAUCGAAAGAGUGCAGAAGAACGAAGCCUCCAAAACCUUUGACUACUCGGGCAAGAAGAGGCAGCUCGAAAAAUCCGCUCGCGCCGCUGCUGCCGGCAUGGCCAAGUUCGGCCAGAUCCUCGCUCCGUCCGCCAGGGCAGCAGCCAUCCUUGCCGCGCUUCGCACCAUGGCGCUUCUCAAAGACAUGAAGGAUCACGGCGUCACCCCUAAUCAGAUCACACUCGACUUUGCCGCCAGGACGCUGCGUCUCGCCGGUCACACCGAUGGCCUUCACAUGCUCAUGCACGAUGCAUACGGCAUCGACUUGGCCUCUGCCGAUACUGCAGACACCUCGUCCACCGAGCUCGCACCGACUACACACACGCUCAACACGAUCCUCAUGGCUCUCGGUGAGCAGGCAAGCGUUCCAGAGAUGGUAGCCGCAUUCGAGACUCUGGCCAAGCCUUUGCCGGUGGCCUCGACCGGGACAGAUGCCACCUCGUCAGGCGAAGGUCUCUUCUCGACAAAGUGGAAGGACAUCUUCAGCAGCAUGCGCAACCGCGAGUCGGAGGCCGAUCAGCCCGGCAAUGUGCAAGACGAGGCCGACAUCCCGGACGUCUUUCCAUACACCUUUCCACACAGGAUCCAGCCCAACACCAAGACAUUCCAGAUCCUGCUCCGACAUUGCUGCGCCGAGGUGGAUCCGCUGCGCUCGCCCGUGGCGCUCAAAAACGAAGCUGGAGGCUCGGUGGCCGCGCUUGCCAUGGAGUCCACCCAGCUCGCGCUUGCCGAGAUGCAGGACGGCGGGCCCCGUGCUGCCGAGAUGGAGCGCAGGACCAAGGGCGCCUACUCGCUCUUUGCCAGGAGCUUGCUCUCGGAGGCGGUCGGCCGCUCCGAGGAGCUGCUGCACUCGACUGCGCGCAGCCUCGGCAUCGAUCUGCAGCAGCGGGACGUGUUGGCGGAGGCUGCGGCAAAGGAGGUAGAAAGCAGCGGCGACCGGGACGUCGCAGAGGCCACACAGUUGCGACCGGAGUAUCAGCGCGUUUCGGUCAUUCCCGGCCGGGCGAUGGACACCGACUUCCAUCCCAUCUACGAAGCUCCAUCGUUCUCUGUCACUGCGUUGAUGGUCGAGCCCUUCUUCUCGCUCGCAUCGGCGCGCAGAAACAUCGGUGAUCUGCGCUGGGUCCGAGGUAUGCUGUCCAAGGCCCUCGAGAUCAAGAUUGCCGAGACUCAGGUCAUCGAUGCCGCAUGGCGGGUGUAUCGCUCGCGCUUUUCAAAGACGCGUCAAAACACUUCUGCUGCGCCAGCAUCGGCAGGAGAACAUGCGUCGGCUGAAUCCGACAGCUCAGCUUCGCUCCAGUCGAAUGGCCAGGGCCGUGCGGAGGUGUCGGCCUUCCUCCAAAGGCUGCGACAGCAGCACCGCAUUGCAGCAAAACACGCCCAGUCGCUCGAGCAGCUGCUCUACGACCGACUCGACGAACGCCUGCACGACCUCUCGGCACGCAGGGACGCAAAGCAGCAGCAGCGUCAGCGCGCCUUCCGCGAACGUCGCCUCGAGGCAGAACAGCAGAAGCUCGAAGAGCAGGAACGCGAAGCAGCCAGGAAGGCUCAGGCGGCGAAGGCCCGAAGGCUGCGAGCGCUCCAGAAGGAGCAGCAGCAGAACCCUUCUGCCGACGGCUCAAGCACCCAUUUGGACGCUGCUUCAUCCGCCACCGCCAGCCGAACCACCGACUCUAUCCGUGCAUCUUCACCUGUUGCUUUGAACGGCUUUGCACCGACCUGCCGUUUCAACGUUCCGUCCGCAACCUCGGCGCCCGACUGGUUCAGCAAGCAAGUGCCUCCGCAAUCGUCCAACACAGCAGUCAAGAUGGCCGACGCCGAGGCAGCCGAGCGUGCUGCCAAGGCCGCUCGAGCACGUGCUAAGCUCAAGAAGCACCAAGCGCAGAAGAAGGCAGCGGCUGAAGCUGAAGCCGAAGCUGCGCAAACUACGAGCGACAAGGAUGCGGACAAUGCUGAUUCUCCGGCUCCGACCGCCUCGAACGGCGCUGCUGCGGAAGAGGAGUCGGCAGAAUCUGCCGUCAGUCCUGAGGAGAAGGCUGGAUCCAGCUCCCAUCAGAAUGCCGAGCUCAAAAAUGCUCAAAGCGAGGUCAAAUCCCUCACAAAGCAACUAGAGAGCACAAGAAAGGAGCUACAAACAGCGACUGAUGCGUCGUCAUCGCUCCAGCAUCAGCUCAAGGAGACUGAGGAGAAAUCCAAAACAUCGGUCCAGGCGGCGGAAGAAUCCAGCACAGUCCAGAUUAAGAAGCUCGAGCAUGACCUGCAAGCCCAGCAAGCCAAGGCGGCUGACCUGGAAAAGGAUCUACAACAGCAGCGCGAUGGGCUCAAGAAGGCCGAGGAGAAGGCCAAGCAGUCCGGCGAACGCAUCGCUGCUCUCGAAGCAUCUUUGAAAGACGGUGCAACCUCGGAAACAUCCCUCAAGAAUCGCAUCGGCAAAGUUGAAGCUGACCACAAGCAGGCUCAGGAUCGCGCAUCAAAGCUCGAGAAUGAUCUCGGCGAAUCUCGGAAAGCAUUGGACAAAGCCACCGGCGAUGCGAAGGAUGCAGCAGUCAAGCUGAAAGAAACCGAAGCCAAGAUGGCGACCGAAACCAAGGCUGCGCAAAAGCUCGAAGAAGACAGGUCAAAGCUGCAGCGUGAGGUAGAAGAACAAAAGAAGCAAGCAGACCAGCUUCGUAGCAGCGUCGAGACCAAGGACAAGGCGAUACAAGAUCUGCAAAGUAAACUCGACGAUCCAAGCAAGUCCAACCAGAUCGCGGCGCUAUCCCAGCAACUGCAAGAAUCCAACGCAAAGAUCUCGAGCUUGGAAUCUGGGUUGGCUGAGAAGGACAAGAGCCUCAAGAGCUCAGCCUCGGACAGCGACCGACUGUCGAAGCAACUUGCUGAUCUCGAGAAGAAGGCCAAGGCCGCCGAAUCCAACGCGUCAACGCUCGAGGGCAAGCUGAAAGAGUCGACCGACCGCGAAGCCAAGGCCAAAGCGAGCCUUCAAGAAGCCGAGGCCAAGAGCACCAAGUUUUCGGCGGAGCGCGCCGAGCUCGAAAAGAAGCACGGCGAGGCUGAAGCGGAUGCCAAGAGCUGGAAGGAGAAGGCGGAGAAGCACUCAGCCGCUCUUGCUAAGGCCGAACAGGAUGCAGCAAACGUUCAAGACAAGGCUGACGCCAAGGAUAAGGAGCUGACGACCCUGCAAGCUCAGAAGCAGAAGCUGGACGACGAGCUGUCCGAGACCAAGAGCAAAAUCGAGUCGCUCACCAAGCAGCAAGCCGCCUUGGAAGCCGCGAAGGCAGAGGCGAUCGGCAACUCGAAGGAGCUGGACAAGAGCCACGCUUCGCAGAUCUCGGAGCUCGAUAGCAAGAUCAAGCAGCUUGAAGACCAGGCCAAGAAGGACAGUGUUGCGGCGACAAAGCUUUUGGAUGACGCUAAGAAGCGUGGCGACGAAUCCAGCAAGUACGCCGAAGAUCUCGAUGCAUCCUUGAAGGAGUCUCAGGCCAAGGUCAAGGCCUUGGAGGGUCAACUGCAGGAACGCGAUGGCAAGCUUGCCAAGGCCGAAGAUCAGCAUGCGAGCACUCAAAAGGAGCUCGGCAGCGCCUCGACGCAGCUCGAAUCGCUCAAGAAGGAGCUCAAGAGCGCGCAGGACCAAAUUUCGAGCAUCCAAAAGGAGCGAGCCGACUCGCUCAAGAAGGUCGAAGACCUCAACAAGCAGCUUGCCAAACUGCAGGAAGACCACAAGGAGGUGAGCUCUUCGCGAUCUCAAGGUCAGGAGGAGCUCGAGAAAUCGCGGAAGCAAGUCGCCUCCUUCGAGGUUAAGGAAAAGGAAUGGUCUGCCAAGCACAAGGAACUGGAGGAGCUCAAGUCCAAAGCCCUGCAGGAAGCGGCUUCUCUGCGCUCCGACGUCGCCACGCACAAGAGCGGCAGUGAGACCACAUCGAAGGAGCUCGCUUCGGUCAAGGAACAGCACGCGAAGAGCGAAGCAGACCUCAAGGCAGCCAAGCAGGAGGUCGCGAAGGUUACCGCAGCGCAGACAGAGGCGGAGAAGCGCAUCAAAGAGCUCGACGCUCAGCUGACAUCAACCAAGUCUGAAGCCGACAAGACUCGAGAGGCGCUACAAAGUGUCAAGUCCGAGCUUGACGCGGAGGCCAAGGCACAUUCUGCAGCCGACGGCACUGCGAAGGAACGUCGAGCAGACCUCGACAAGGCGGCAAAGCAUGCUGAGGAGCUCGAGGCGCGAGCCAAGUCCCUCGCCGCCGACCUCGACAAAGCCAAGGCGGACCACAAGCAGGCUCAACAAGAGACAGCCGAACGACAGAAGAGCCUGGACGCUGCCAAACGCGAAGCAGCCACCACUGGCGACGAACUGAAGAGCGUCACGACUAAGUUCAACGAGUCUCAAGCAGCCUAUAAGAAGCUCGAGGCGGACAAGGCAGAGCUCGACAGGACCGCGACAGGGCUUCGUAAGCAGCUCGGAAACGCCGAGAAGAAGGCCGAGAGCUCUUCUGCCGCGCUGGUCAAGGCGACCAAAGUCCACGGCGAGGCUCUUGCUCAGAAGGACAAGGAGCUGGCGCAAGCGCAAGAGCAGGUCGAGGCGCAAAGCAAGCAACUCAUCACCCUCGAGGACAAGAACAGUAGCCUGCAGAAGACUUGCGACCAGCUCCGUGAUCAGAAGGACAAGCUGCACAUGGAGCUUGAAGCUUCCAAAGCGGAAGCUGAGACGCACAAGUCUGCUGCAGACGGCAAGGCUAAAGAAAUCGAGACACUCGCAGCCAAGGUCUCGACCACAGAAGCGAACUUGGCCAAGUCGACAAACGAGGCUGCCACCGCCAAAAAGCGCAUUGACGAGCUUCAGAAGGAAGUGCAGGCUACGACCAAGGAUCUGGAAGCGGCUCGCAAAGCAUCCGCAGCAAACAAGAGCUCAGCCGAGCAGAGCCAAGCACAGGUCAAAACCUUGGAAGCGAAGAUCAAAGAUGCAGACGCAGAGCUUGUGAAGGCCCGUGACGAGAUCAGUGCGGCACGCACGCAAGUCACUCAGCUCAAGGACGAGCUUGUCAGCAAGGCGAAGGCACUCGAGACAGCGAUGGCAGAUGCGGCAGCCAGCAGAGCAUCCGCGGAGGAGCAAGGCAAGGAGAUCAAGACGCUGCAGGGCAAGCUCAAGGACUCCGAGGCCAAGUUGACAAAGGCCACGCAGGAAGCGACAUCAUCCCAAGCCAAGGUCAAAGAGCUACAAAUCGAGCUGCAGGCGAAAGCAAAGGAGCUCGAAACCAAGUCGAGUGAGGCUGACAAGCAUCAUUCGCAGGCGCAGAGCUUGUCCAAGCAGCUCGAAGCAUCCAAGCAGCAGCACACGGAGCUGUCGAGCAAGCUGAAAGACCAGGUGUCGGCCAACGAGGAGCUCACCAAGGCACACAAACAGACAAGCGCCGAUCACGCGACUGCACAGUCGGAGCUCGAGAAGCAACGCGCCUUGCUGCAAAAGUCUUCCGAGGACCACGAGCAGGCUCGCAGUGAGGCUAAGCAGCUGAGCGAGAAGCUGCAACAGGCUCAGGCCGAUCACGAUGGCGUCAAACAGACAUGGUCGGAACUUACUGAACGCCAUAACGUCCUUGUCGCCACUCACGACGAGCACAAGAAAGCUGCCGAGGCACAGGCCAAGAAGAUCGAAGCAGCCACGGCGAAGAUCGCUGACCUCGAGACAAAGCUCAGCGAGUCGAGUGCUGCCCGCGACGAAGUUCGUGCCGAGCUGGCAGACAAGGUCGGGCGAUUCCAGGAACUCGAGAGCAAGCUGCAGGCAGCCGAGGCCGAGAUCAAGACGCUCAGCGAACGCGCUAUUUCCGGUGACGAGGCUCUCAAGAACAAGCAACAGGAGCUCGAUGCUCUGACCAGCCAGACCAAGCAAGAUGCCGAAACGCUCAAGCGUCUCGAGAAGGAGCUUGCAUCUGCCCAGAAGUCGGCCAAGGACGGAACGCUCAAGCACAAGGCGGCUGUGACAUCGGCCGCCAAACAGCUCGAGGCGAUCAAAGCUGAGCUCGAGAAGGCCAAGGCCGAGCAUGCGGAGGCGAUGCAGAAAGCCGCCGAGGAGCACGAGUCGGCCGCAGCCGAGGCUGCUGGUCAGAUCGAUGCUGUCAAGGCCGAACUCGAGAAAGCGAAAGCCGAGCAUGCCGAUGCUUUUGCGAAAAUCAGCUCGGAGCGUGACGGCGCGCUUUCGGCCGCCGAGAAGCGGGUCGAGGAUAUCAAAGCUGAGUUGGCGAAAGCCAGUGAAGACCAUGCUGCGGCGUUCAAGGCCGCAACUGACGACCACAACGUUGCUGCUCGUGGCGCCGCCGAGCAGAUCAAGGCGCUACAGGCUCAACUCGAGAAGGCCAAGGCUGGGCAAGCCGAGUCAACUAAGGCCGCCGAUGAGCAGCUCGCAGCACUCAAGUCCGAGCUUGCCGAGGCCAAGUCGCAACAUAACGCGUCGAUGGCAACGGCGAGCAGAGAGCACGAGAGUGCGGCUGCAGCCAGUGGAAAGCAGCUCAAGGAGCUGCAGGCGGAACUGGAAAAGGCCAAGGUCGAGCAUGCUCAGUCGGCCAAGACUGCCAACGAGCAGCUGGAGGUCCUCAAGGCCGAGCUUGCCGAAGCGACGUCGCAGCACGCCGCAUCGUUCAAGAAGGCUACCGAAGAGCAGAAGUCCGCGGCUGCGGCCAAUUCCAAACAGCUCAAUGCGCUGCAAGCAGAGCUUGAGAAGGCCAAAGCUGGUCAUGCCGACUCUGCCAAGGCCGCGAAGCAGCAGCUCGACUCUCUCAAGGCGGAGCUAGCCGACGCCAAAUCGCAGCACGCUGCAUCGCUCGCCGAGGCGUCCGAUGAGCACAAGGCUGCAGCCGAGGCCAGCACCAAGCAGAUUGAAGGGCUGCGGACCGAGCUCGAACAGGCGAAGGCGAAGCACUCCGAGUCAGCAGCCAAGCUUGCGCAAGAGCAUCGUGCCGCAUCCGACGCGCUUGGUGCAGAGCGCAGCAAGCUCAGCGGCGAGCUCCAGAAGCUGCGUGAGGUGCAUGCCAAGGCACUCUCCACGCACACCACAGAGCUUUCGGACAUGCAGGAGAAGCUCAGCGUGGCUGCUGAUGAGCACAAGCAAGCGAAGGAUGCGCACAGCAACGAGAUCAAGGCGCUCAAGGCGUCGCUCGAGAAAGGAAAGAAGGAGCGCGACGAGCAGAUGGCCGCGCAUACCCGCGAGAUGCUCGAUCUCUCCAAGGCGUUCGAGGACACGCGUGCCGAGAUCCAGCGCAAGGAGACGGAGCUGGAAGAACACUCGCAACAGCUCAAGUCGGUCCGAAGCACGCUUGGCCGCACAGAAGAGGACCUCAAGAAGCGUCACGAGCACGCCGAGACGCUCCAGAAGCAGCUCGAAGAGGUCGGUCGCGACCUGGCUGCACGCAACGCGCGCGUCGAGAAGCUGCAGACCGACCACGCUACUUCGCUGGAAGCCAAGACCGAGGAAAUUGCAUCCGUGCGUGCUGCGCACGACGAUCAGCUUGCGUCAGAGCGCUCGCGUCUCGAAGCUUCUCUGGCCGAUGUCCGCACGGAGCUCGCCGGGGCCAAGUCGGAGCUCGCCGAAGCCACAGAAAAGCUGGCCUCGAUGGAGCAGGACAAGUCGGCGUCUUCGAACGAGGUGGGCAAGCUUUCGGCCGAGGUAGCAACGCUCAAGAAGAAGCAUCUGACGGCCAAGUCGUCUGCGGAAGCUGCCAAGAAGGAGAACGCCGAGCUGCGCACGCAGCUGGCGGGCAUCCAGAAGCAGGUCGAGGAGCUGCGCUCGGGCAGCGACAAGGUACGAGCAGAUGGCGAGCUACAGACGGAGGCGCUGCGGUCGGAGCUUGAGCUGGCGCGGGUGCGUGCGCAGGAAGCCGAGGCGGAAGCGGCGCGGGUGCGCGAGGAGCUCGAGACGAAGCGCGAUGCGGUGCAGGUGGACAACACGAGCGUCUUCAGCAAGGAGCAUGUGGACGAUGUGGUGCAGGCGCACGAGCUGGAGCUGAGCGCACUCAGGUCGCAGAUCCGUAAGCUCGAGGCGAGCAUGUUUGAAGAAACCGACAAGGCGCACAGAGCGACCCGCAAGGCGAUCGAGCUCGAGGAACGUCUUCGCUCCACGCCUGGCGCCGACGCUUCGACGCCAGCGGGUAAGACGAAUGGUGCCGGGCGCAGUCACAAGAGGAGCGCGACUACGACGCAUGUGCCGUCGCUGUCGCCACUGGCAGAGCGGGAAGUGGACUUCGCCGAACCUACACCGUCCGCUUCGUCACCGACGGCGCCGACGAGGAGGGGCAUUCGAACCAUCACCGCAUCCGAACUUCCACUUCCAGCAGCACAGCGCCACCGACGCAGGGAGAGCUUGCAGAUGCUCGCUGCGCGCAUCGGCGAUGCCCCUGCAACUUCUCCCACCACCGAGUCGGCUUUACCCCAGGUUCGCUCGGUCACGCUCGAGAGCAAAGGUCACACGCCGUCCAAUUCGAUUGCCCACGCCACGCCGCUGGCUCUCGGCGCCGACGCUGACGAAUCGCUGCGCUCCGCUCAACGCGUCCGCCCGCAGUUCGCCAACGACGAAUUGCUUUACUGCGCAUGCUGUCGCGACGACCUCAUCAUCGUCUAA